UAUAUCUAAAUAAAGCUAGAUUCUAUCAAUUAUCAUCAUUUAUUCCAGCCUGUUCAACAUCACCAGACUUUUCACAAUGGACCAUUAAGCCAUAUAAUCUAAAUACUAUUCUUUCUAAUGAAGUUGAUCCAGAUUCUGAAGACUAUUCUGUGUUUCAAGAUAUAUCUAAUUCAAGAUUCGUGUUUACAACUUUCAAAACAAACGUCAAUUCUAAACAAACCUCAUCACUUGAACUUGCAGAUAAUGAUAAUUUAAUAAAAUCAUUUGCUGAUCUUGAUAAUCAAGACAUAAAUUUCGAAACAAUUCCUCUUGAAACAUUCAAUUAUAGAUUAACAGAUUUAAAUAACACUCAUGAUCGAUCGUCAUCCACAUUCAGUCAAGUCAAAUUGAAUCAUAACUUUGAAAAACAAAGUAAUAAUACAAGCAUUGAAUCCAAAGAGCAUAGAGUUCUAUCAGAAGAUGCAAUGAUUAACCAAAAAUCAGCAGAACCUAAUAAAAAACAAAGCAAUAAUAUUAAGAAGUGA
Molecule: messenger RNA, 524 nt
Organism: Funneliformis caledonium
Lineage: Eukaryota; Fungi; Glomeromycota; Glomeromycetes; Glomerales; Glomeraceae
Source: the annotation of a GenBank genome assembly